This is a messenger RNA of Miscanthus lutarioriparius, 1455 nucleotides long. The record is from the annotation of a GenBank genome assembly. Lineage: Eukaryota; Viridiplantae; Streptophyta; Magnoliopsida; Poales; Poaceae.
AUGGCUUCUUCCUCACCAUCGUCCUCGACGCUCCGGCAUGUGGCGAUGCUCCCGUUCAUGGGCAAAGGCCACGCCAUGCCGAUGCUGCACCUGAUCCACCUGCUCCUGCGCCGGGGCCUCGCGUCGGAGGUCACCGUGCUCGCCACCCCGCGCGAGGCGUCCUUCAUCCGCGCGGCCGUCUCGGGAGUCCCCGGCGCGGCCGUCCUCGAGAAGGCGUUCCCGUCCACAUCGGUAGGUCCGCAGAGCAUGGAGGAGCUCCCCUCCGCUUCCGAGUCCCACUUCCUAGACCUCAUCUCCGCCACGGCGGCGCUCCGUCCGGCGUUCGCGGACGCGCUGGCGCGGCUGGAGCUCCGGCCAGACCUGCUCGUCCACGACGGCUUCCUCCCGUGGGCCAAGGACGCCGCCGACGGCCUCGGCAUGCCUCGGCUCGUCUCGCUCGGUAUGGGCGCCUUCUCCUGCUACGUCACGCUCGCCGUACUGAUACAGAAGCCGCACGCGCGCGUGAGCUCGCCGUGGGAACCGUUCGAGGUCGACGGUUUGCCGGGGCUCCGACUCACGACGGCCGACCUGAACCCGCUGUUCGACGACCCGGCGACAGCCGGCCGUCACUGGGACUUCAUCUGUGAGAGCGCUGUAGCCACGGGCUCCAGCCGGGGCACUAUCCUCAAUUCCUUCCAUGAGCUGGAGUCACUCUACAUACACAAGAUGAACCAGCUGGAGAACUCGCCGAAGAUGUGGCCGGUUGUCCCGCUGUGUCUUGCUACUGAACCGGCGGUUCAGACCUUGGAUGCAGAUCUAGCCGGCUGGCUCGACUCCAGGCUCGCCAUGAACCGGCCGGUUCUGUACGUGGCAUUCGGCUCCCAAGCUAACCUGAGCCGGGCACAGCUAGAGGAGAUCGCGGCCGGACUGGACAGGUCCGGUGUGGAUCUCGUGUGGGUGGUCCGGUCCAAAUGGUUGGAUGGAGAGGACCGGGUCGAAGGGCGGUUCGGAGACAGGGCUAAAGUGGUACAGGGCUUUGUCAACCAGCUUGGUGUCCUGAGGCACAAGGCUAUCAAGGGCUUUUUCAGUCACUGUGGGUGGAACUCGGUGACCGAGAGCAUCAGCAUGGGGGUUCAGAUUCUUGCGUUCCCGUUGGCGGCGGAGCAGACGAUGAACGCCAAGUUCGUCGUGGACGUGCUCGGAGCCGGACUCAGGGUCUCACCAUCCAACAGAGGGCACGACGACGACGGUGGCAGCGAGGGCGGCGGGGAACUGGUUGCAAGCCAAGACAUCGAGGCAUUGGCACGGGAGCUGAUCUUGGGAGAGGCAGGGAAACACGUGGCGGCAAGAGCAGCCGAGCUCGCAGCUUCUGCUAGAACGGCGAUGGAUGCCGGCGGUUCUUCGUUUGAAAACCUGGAGCUGAUGGUGCGUGCAGUCAUCAGUCGCACUAGCAGGCUUGAGGCUAGUUCAGAGUGA